AUGGCCUGGCAGGUGAGCCCGCCCGGGCUGCACGACCAGCUCCAGUGUCCCAUCUGCCUGGAGGUCUUCAAAGAGCCCCUGGUGCUGCCGUGCGGCCACUCCUACUGCAAGGCCUGCCUGCUGUCCCUGUCCUGCCACCUGGCCUCGGAGCUGCGCUGCCCCGUGUGCCGCCGCGCGGUGGACGGCAGCAGCUCCCCGCCCAACGUGUCCCUGGCCCGGGUGAUCGAAGCCCUGCGGCUGCCGGGGGACCCGGAGCCCACGGUCUGCGCGCACCACCGAAACCCCCUCAGCCUCUUCUGCGAGAAGGACCAGGAGCUCAUCUGUGGGCUCUGCGGCCUGUUGGGCUCCCACCAGCACCACCCGGUCACCCCGGUCUCCACGGUCUACAGCCGCAUGAAGGAGGAGCUUGCGGCCUUCCUCUCUGACCUGAAGCAGGAGCAGAAGGAGGUGGAUGAGCACAUCGCCAAACUGGAGAACAACAGGACACGCAUUGUUAACGAGUCAGAUGUGUUCAGCUGGGUGAUCCGUCGAGAGUUCCAGGAGCUGCACCGCCUGGUAGACGAGGAGAAGGCCCGCUGCCUGGAGGGCAUCCAGGGCCACACUCGAGGCCUGCUGGCCUCCUUGGGCCUGCAGCUAGCCCAGGCCCAGGGUGCUCGCGAACGGCUGGCCCAGGCUGCGCGUGUGCAGGAGCAGCUGGGAGGGGCAAGCCAGCUCGAGUUCAUUCGGAAAUACCACCGUUUGGCCUCCAGAGCAGAGCUCCAGCAGGCCAGGCCCUGGGAAGGCGCAUUCAGCCCCAUCUCCUUUAAGCCAGCCCUCCACCAGGCGGAUAUCAAGCUGACUGUGUGGAAAAGGCUGUUCCGGAAAGUUCUGCCAGCCCUGGAGUGUCUCAGGCUGGACCCUGCCACAGCCCACCCCCUGCUGGAGCUAUCCAAGGGUGACACCGUGGUACAGUGUGGCCUCUUGGCCCAGCGGCGUGCCAGCCAGCCUGAGCGUUUCGACUACAAUACGUGUGUCUUGGCCAGUCGGGGCUUCUCCUGCGGCCGCCACUACUGGGAGGUGACGGUGGGCAGCAAGAGUGACUGGCGUCUGGGCAUCAUUAAGGGCACGGCCAGCCGCAAGGGCAAGCUGAGCAAGUCCCCAGAGCACGGUGUGUGGCUGAUUGGCUUGAAGGAAGGCCGUGUGUACGAGGCCUUUGGCUGCCCCAGAGUGCCGCUGCCUGUGGCAGGCCACCCGCACCGCAUCGGAGUCUACCUGCAUUACGAGCAAGGUGAGCUCACCUUCUUCAACGCCGACCGCCCUGAUGACCUGCGGCCACUCUACACCUUCCAGGCUGACUUCCAGGGCAAGCUCUACCCCAUCCUGGACAUGUGUUGGCAUGAGAGGGGCAGCAACUCACUGCCCUUGGUGCUGCCCCCACCUACUGGGCCUGGCCACCUCCCUUCCCCACAGCCCACCAAGCUAUAGGCUGCCUGGUGGUGCCAAGCACUGGGACUUCGGUACUGCUGGGACCCACGGUGUCACGUAUGACAGAAGGAGCUCCUCCUCCACUGGCCACAGUUUCCUUGAGGCCUGGCCCUUCCGACUGUGCCCUGUGCA
This is a messenger RNA of Dipodomys ordii (Ord's kangaroo rat), 1596 nucleotides long. RefSeq names its product E3 ubiquitin-protein ligase TRIM50. Gene Ontology annotation, molecular function: zinc ion binding; protein binding. The record is from RefSeq and is a predicted model, not a curated record. Bases 1 to 1464 code for a protein of 487 amino acids. The transcript has 6 exons. Lineage: Eukaryota; Metazoa; Chordata; Mammalia; Rodentia; Heteromyidae.